Sclerotinia trifoliorum is the source of this 1055-nucleotide messenger RNA. The record is from the annotation of a GenBank genome assembly. NCBI's taxonomy places the organism in Eukaryota, Fungi, Ascomycota, Leotiomycetes, Helotiales, Sclerotiniaceae.
AAAUGGCCCCGUGAGUAUUAUAGAUCAAUUCCAUAAUUCGAGGAUUCAGAUUAAUUGAGUUAUCUCGAAUUUGUCUGGCUUUCUCCGGUCUGAAUUGAAUUACUUUGGGAACAUAACCCAAGUCCCAAUCAGGCCCAUUCAGUUCAUUUGCUAAUACUUCGAACAGUCGUUCAUACUCCAAGACCGCAAAGGUCCCACGUCGUCCGUAAGUAUCCUGUCGAUAAAUCUACUGCGCAAUUCGGCUUAUGCUGACAAUUUGAUAGCUUCGAGAGUGCUCGUUUGUAAGUGGACCACUGUUCUAGAGCUUGCUCUGUUCAUGUCACUGAUUAUUCCUUAGGGACUCCGAAUUGAAGAUUGUCGGAGAGUAUGGUCUCCGCAACAAGCGUGAGGUCUGGCGUGUCCAGUUGACUCUUUCCAAGAUCCGUCGUGCUGCCCGGUACUUUAACCUUUCGAUUUGUGGAAGUUUACAAUGUGCUAAUGUAUUUUAAGUCAAUUGCUCACCCUCGACGAGAAGGACCCAAAGAGACUUUUCGAAGGUAACGCCCUCAUUCGUCGUCUCGUCCGUGUCGGCGUCCUCGAUGAAGCCCGCAUGAAGCUCGAUUACGUUUUGGCCUUGAAGAUUGAGGAUUUCAUGGAGCGUCGUCUUCAAACUUGUGUCUACAAGCUCGGUCUCGCCAAGUCCAUCCACCACGCUCGUGUCCUUAUCCGUCAAAGACACAUCCGUGUCGGUAAACAAAUCGUCAACGUCCCAUCCUUCGUUGUCCGUCUCGACUCCCAAAAGCACAUCGACUUCGCAUUGAGCUCGCCAUUCGGUGGUGGACGUCCAGGACGUGUACGCAGAAAGAAGGCCAAGGCUUCCGAGAAGAAGGAUGACGAUGCCGAGGAAGAGGACGAGGAAUAGAGGAACCAUUUUGAUACCAAAAUCUUUCCUAUUUACAUCAUGAGGGACAAUUUUUAGCAGGGGUUAGGGCAGGUUACAACAUGUAACGCAGGCAUCUGCAGCGUCAAGCUAUACAAUGAAAGCCACAUUCCAUGAUGAAUUAAUGAGUACUUUU